CGUUUAUUUUAAAUAAUUAAAACUUAAUUUUAUAUUCAUUUGAUAUUCAUUUGAUGUUACAUUCAAUUUUAUUAUUUUAUAUAGAGGUUAAGAUUGACUAGUUGCAUAAUUAUAUUUAUAUAUUCUGGAACUAACAUAGAUAAUGCGUGUAUAAAAUUGUAAUUAGUGAUAUUUCUGUAAUUAAUAAUGGGUCUGUUAACAGUACUUAAAAAAUUAAAACAAAAGGAAAAAGAAAUGCGCAUUUUAAUGUUAGGUUUGGAUAAUGCUGGUAAAACAACAGUUUUAAAAAGAAUUAAUGGAGAACCAAUUGACACAAUAUCACCAACACUUGGUUUCAAUAUUAAAACUUUAGAACAUCGUGGAUAUAAAUUAAAUAUAUGGGACGUAGGUGGUCAAAAAUCAUUGCGUUCUUAUUGGAGAAAUUAUUUUGAAUCUACUGAUGGUCUUGUAUGGGUAAUUGAUAGUGCAGAUAGAAGAAGAUUGGAAGAUUGUAAAAUAGAAUUAUAUAAACUCUUGCAAGAGGAGAGAUUAGAAGGUGCAAGUUUAUUAAUACUUGCAAAUAAACAGGAUUUACCUGGAGCAUUAUCUGCAUCUGAUAUUGCAGAAAUUUUAGAAUUACCUAAUAUUAAGACUCAUCAUUGGCAAAUAUAUAAAUGUUCAGCAAUUACAGGAGAAAAUCUUGUAGAAGGAAUAAAUUGGAUUGUUGAUGAUAUUUCUGCUAGGAUAUUUUAUAUAGAUUAAUAUUAAAAAAGAAAUUAAAUUUUACAACUUACAUUGCUAAUAUUAUAAUGUUUUAUAAUACAAUAUGUUUAUUUCUUAUAUAUUAGAAAGCAGAG
This is a messenger RNA of Apis laboriosa (Himalayan honeybee), 836 nucleotides long. RefSeq names its product ADP-ribosylation factor-like protein 2 (gene Arl2). Gene Ontology annotation, biological process: protein folding. Gene Ontology annotation, cellular component: microtubule cytoskeleton; cytoplasm. The transcript is spliced from 2 exons. Lineage: Eukaryota; Metazoa; Arthropoda; Insecta; Hymenoptera; Apidae. The coding region runs from base 187 to 741 and encodes 184 amino acids. Gene Ontology annotation, molecular function: GTPase activity; GTP binding. The record is from RefSeq and is a predicted model, not a curated record.